AUGAUUAACGAUUUAAAUAAAAAAAAGAAAAAAAAAAAAAGAAAUGAAAUAACAAUUGAAACUAUUCAAAAAGAACAUUCGCCAAUUUUAAAAAAAAAGAAUAUAGAUAUUUAUAUUACAUCUGACAAACCAAUUAAGAUUUAUUAUGAUAGAAUUUUAAAAAUAUUAAAUAGUACAAAACAAGUAGAUAGCAUUAUUGAAGGAGAUAAUAAAAUUAAUAAUUCUUUUGUAUCAAAUGAUGAAAUUCAUAUAUAUGCAGUUGGUUCCAAUAUAAUCAAAGCUUCUUAUUUAAUUCAAGAUAUAGUUAAGCAUUAUUAUCAGCUUUUAAAAAAUAUUCAAGAUUCUUCUAUGAAAAACAAAAAAAAAGACAUUGAUAUUUCUUCCUUCAUAGAUAUUAAAAUAAAUAGUAAAACUCUUAUUGUGAAUGAUAAUAUAAUUUUAAAUAAGUUUUUGAUUAAAGAAGAAUUUUUAAGUGAUAACUUUGAUGAUUUAAUAAAUUUUUCUAAACAAUCAUAUAACCCAAAUAUUCAUAAGUAUAUUGAAAAAAAUAAAGAAAGGAGACUUACAAAUGUUAUUAUUUCAUUAAAAAAAAAGAAUUUCGAAUCAUAA
This is a messenger RNA of Plasmodium relictum, 609 nucleotides long. RefSeq names its product conserved Plasmodium protein, unknown function. The coding region runs from base 1 to 609 and encodes 202 amino acids. The transcript is spliced from 2 exons. The record is from RefSeq and is a predicted model, not a curated record. Lineage: Eukaryota; Apicomplexa; Aconoidasida; Haemosporida; Plasmodiidae.